This is a messenger RNA of Plectropomus leopardus (leopard coralgrouper), 9101 nucleotides long. RefSeq names its product lemur tail kinase 3 (gene lmtk3). Gene Ontology annotation, biological process: protein phosphorylation. Gene Ontology annotation, molecular function: protein kinase activity; ATP binding. The record is from RefSeq and is a predicted model, not a curated record. NCBI's taxonomy places the organism in Eukaryota, Metazoa, Chordata, Actinopteri, Perciformes, Serranidae.
GGAGGAGGAGGAGGAGGAGAGGGGGGAGAGAGCACAACAAGGAAGGCAAGGAGACGCUCUUUCUUAUUAGGAGAAAAGCGGAGAAGGGGGGGCGACACAGACAGCGUGAGCCCGGAGACGGCACAGACCGUGGCGGGGGUGACGGGAGAGAGGAGGACACCGAUACCGACAGUCGGCAGCGUCGCUCGGAUGGUGUUGUUGUUGCUCCGGACGCGGCGACGAUGCGGCCACACUGCUGGGUGAUGGUGGCGCUGGCGGGGAUCAUGUCGUACUUCAGCCCGGAGAGAGCGCUCGGAGCCCCGCAGAGGGAAGUUUCUCAGACCAGGGCUGCGUCCCUCUCUCCUCCACCAUACGUCGUCAUCCUCAUCUCCUGCUCGGGGCUCGUCUCUUUUGUCCUGCUGCUCCUGACCUGCCUGUGCUGCAAGAGAGGAGGAGUGGGAUUCAAUGUAAGUCUUCAACAUGAGUUCGACAACGCAGACGGGGAGGAAUGCUCUGGAGGCUCUAGUCCCAUCCAGGAGGACAGCCUGUCGUCAUGUCCCUCCCUCCCUGAGGUCUACACCUUGCCAGUCAGAGACAGGCCCAACUGCCCCACCCUGCAGGAUGGAGCAGACUCCAAGUCUCAGUGCUUCAAAAGACACACUUUAAACUAUCUUCAGGAGAUCGGGAAUGGCUGGUUCGGAAAGGUGAUCCUGGCUGAAGUGCUGUGUGACUGCAGUUCGUCUCAGGCCGUGGUGAAGGAGCUGCGUGUCAGUGCCAGCCCUCUGGAGCAGAGGAAGUUCUUGGCCGAGUCUGAGCCAUACAGGAGCCUUAAACAUCCCAACAUCCUUCAUUGUUUGGGGCAGUGCAGUGAGAGCAUCCCCUUCCUCCUGGUUAUGGAGUUCUGUCAGCUGGGUGACCUGAAGAGAUACCUGAGAGCCCAGCGCAAGUCAGACGGGAUGACCCCCGACCUGCCGACCCGGGACCUCCUCACUCUUCAGAGAAUGGCUUUUGAGAUCACCUCCGGUCUGCUACAUCUCCACGAAAACAACUACAUCCACAGUGAUCUGGCUUUGAGAAACUGCCUGCUGACCUCAGACCUCACUGUUAGGAUAGGCGACUAUGGCCUUUCACACAACCAUUAUAAGGAGGACUAUUACCUAACUCCAGACAAGCUAUGGAUCCCUCUGCGCUGGAUUGCUCCUGAGCUGCUGGAGGAGUACAGAGGAUCUCUCAUUGUUACUGACCAAACCAAGACAAGCAAUGUGUGGUCCUUGGGGGUGGUUAUAUGGGAGCUGUUUGAGUUUGGCUCUCAGCCCCACAGACACCUGAGCGACGAAGAAGUGCUGACCUUCGUCAUUAGGGAGAGACAGAUCACCCUCGCCCAGCCCAGACUCAAGCUCUCCCAUGCAGACUACUGGUAUGAGAUCAUGCAGUCCUGCUGGCUACCUCCAUCUCAGCGCCCUUCUGUAGCGGAGAUAUUCCUCCUCCUGUCCUCCCUCCUGGCUGCUGAGCGAGGGAUGACGAGGGGGAGCGUAGGCGAAGAAGAUGAAGAGGAUGAGGAAUAUGAGGAGGGCAGAGGAAGGAGAGGGGAGAGCGAGGAGUCAUUUGAAAGACGCUGGGACUUACUCCGUCCACCUGCCUUCCAGACUGCAGCAAAUGAGCGACAAAGGGAGAGAGAGUACAGCAGGGAGGACAGAGACAACUCCUACCCCCUGCUGGACCCUGUGGGGAACUGUAUCACCCCGUCCUCGUCUGAACUGGACGACAUCCUGACCGUCACUGAAACCAGCAAAGGCUUGAACUUUGAGUAUUUUUGGGAAAAGGCUCAUGCCAGACGAGGCUACAAGCCUCUCCCGCCUCCUCAGCCGAUCCCGACUGUGAACAAUAACCACAGACAGUCUUUGGACACUCCCACUGUGGUCCCAGUGAUAAGCGCUCGCAGCCCCUCCCUCGCCAGCGAGUACUACAUCAGAUUAGAGGAGCACACUCCCCAGGACAAGUCGCCGACUCUUAAAGGGAAGUCCUCUUUCCGCUCUGACUCCAUCUGCCCUGGAGACAUGGAGCUGGUGGAGAUUCGCAGUGGCAUGCUGGGAAAAGAGCGAGUCCCGUAUUGCUCUUCUGACAAGUGUGGAAAGGGCCUCCAGACCGUCAGAUCAAGCGAGGUUCAACUCCAGGUGCCCAACACAGGCGUGGCUGAAUUCAGAGACACUUCCAGCAGAGUGACGGACUUCUCAGUGGUCGAUUUAGGAGACGAUGACGAAGAGGAGAAGAAAAGGAGCAAUGAGGUAGAUAAAAAACCCUCAAUGAGUUCUCAAGCGCCGGUCCUUCCUCCGAAGCCUCGCUCCAUGUCCAUGUCAUCCGCCAACCACCUUCACUCGCGCCCCCUCCCCGCCCCUCCACUCGGUUACAGAGGCCUCCCUCACUACACCAUCAGUGGAAAAAUCGAAACAGACCCCCAUCACAUGAGCAGCUGUCCACCGUCUACCUUUGAUCACCUGGGGCUCCACCGGUCCCGACAGACUCUUCCGCCAUCCCCGUCCCUCUCCCCUUCCCUCCCGCCAUCAAGCCACCCAAUUUACCCCCAACCUCCUCAAAUGUGUCCCCCACCCCUCCCUCCACACUCCAAACCACAAAGAAGCUGCCCCAGCUACAACGCAGCGGACACUUAUUCAAGAUACAGUAAGCCGCAAAUGCAGAGAUCCAAUAGAGACCCAUUAUCCUGUGACCUGUCCGACAGAGAGGGUGGCAGCAGGCAUUUAGUGUCAUUGCACAACUCCAGGGAGACCUCUCAUUCUCGUGCAAAAGACUUUGACUCUCCCGUUCGUCGAGAAAACCCACUGCGCCCAAUUUAUCGCAACAUACCCCGCCCUCAACCCGCAAACCCCCAGAUUGACAGACAGUCUUCAUCCAGUCCCACCUACUCAGACGAGGACGACUCUCCCUUCAUGUCCCCCGAGAGAACCGGCAGUGGGACUACUGUCACUCACUCCAGCCUAUCUGAAGACGCAGACCCAGCGUGCGCCGAGCUCUUCUCCAGGGGAAUGAAAAGGACUCAGUCACGCCUUGACACCAUCCUUCCCGCAAUUUGGAGGGAAGACGCUGAACUUCACGCAGAACGUGUGGCCGCUGCCAAGAAAUCCCCCAUGCAUCUGUUUCUGACGGAGAUAUCGAGCGUGACAGAGUCGAGCGAGUCCAAGUCGGAGGCGUCAUGGGAGGGGGAGGAGAAAAGAGAUGGAGAGAGAUGGGGGAACUUUGUGCUGCCCAACAGAGGGAUGCGCCGCUCUCAGUCGCUGAUCACAGAGCUGGGGUCAGCAGGGCAGUCAUGGGUGCCGGAGAAACGGACUCAGGAGGACAACACGGUCACUAAAGAAUCAUUCCAGAGAGAUCUUUUCCUCACAGAGAUUGACACAGGAGGGAUGGACACGGAUGUGGAGGGAGGGUCAGAAAGCGAUCCAGUGAAAUACCUCUAUCCUUCAGGAUCAAGAUUGCGGCCCUAUGUCUGUGCUCCAGGCCUCCCCUCAUACACCGAGGCCGAGGAAGCCUAUUCAAAGGGUAUACGAAGAUCUCGCUCUCUCCUCUCUGAGAUCACGAUGGGGAGGCAGGAGUCCGACCUGCAGCAGACUGAGAAGGAGCCUCGGAGAACAGAGAUGACCCGGGAGGAGUUUCUAAAGGAGAUUCAAUCUGCAGAGACCUUCCUGACCGAAAUCAUAUCGAGACAAAAUGCCGCCGCAAACAAAAAGGAGCCAGACUCUUCUUACUCCCCAACUCCACUGUCUCCUGAAUACGAGUCCAUAUGCAUCGACCCUAACGCCACUCAGACCAUCAGAUUCCAGACGGAAAGCUCCAUACGAGCAUCCAACAAAGGCAACCCUGAAACACCGACAGAGGCCAUCUAUGCCCAAGUGACCAAGCGUGCUAAAAAGAGUGAGAUAAAGGUUUCUAUGAAGCCUGAGAUCCCCGUCCUUCAUAUAGGAUCAAAUAAACAACCUCUUAAACUGGACAGCGAAGGAAGAAAUGCUGACCACUGCCAAUCUGGUGAGUUUGUGUUUUCAGAAAUCAUGCCCAAAAAUGGACUCCUGCACAACCAAACACUCCCAUGUGAGAAAGAGGAGGAGGAGAGUGCAGAUGGUCCGGCGUUACCUGCCAGAGGAGAGCAUACCGAUCUCUUAGAGCACUCUCCAUCUGAGUCCAACAUGGCGCCACAGCAUGAGAACAAAUCGCCAAUUACAAAUGAUAGUCAAAAGACUGAUGUUAUAGGGAACGGUGAGUUAAUGAAAGAGGCCAGCAGCCCUGAGAGACGGGAUCAAACAUGCAGAGAGACUGACACUACGUCACAUGAUCCAGACAAACAACAGCACCACACUGAUAACGUGUCCGCAGUGGCAUCUGAGCACAUCACAGCAGCUAAUUUGGAGAGUUCUCAAAAUAACGCUGAGACGAAAAGAGAAAAUUCACUCCAGCACGAUGACACCAGGCAAGAAAAACUCUGUCACGCUGCCGAAAAGGCGCCCACUCCUGCUGCCACUCCAACCACCCCGGACUGGGACCUGUCGUCUGAUGUCUCACUCAUCACCCCCACCGACUCGGUCCUGUCACCUAUGACUUCCAACUCAGCCGACUGUCUCACACCUAGUGACUCAUGGACAAGUGGCGGAGGAGGAGGAGCAGUGGGAAGCGGCGGUUGGCGAGCUCUGGGAAAUGAGACACCGCAUCGAGACUCUGCCUAUUUCUCAGACAGUGACUGGGAGGGGGAUGGGAUGAACAGGAGGAGUAGUGAUGGACUCAUUGCCUCCAGGCCGAGCAGCGGUCGAGGAGGGGAUCGGGGGACUCUGACAGGGAUCGAGGAAAGAACGGAGGAGGAGGGAGAGAUGGGAGAAAAAAGCCCCUUAAGAAACAGUACACACAUGUCAGAUAAAGGUGAAACUAUUGAAAUGUGUGAGGAAUCAAGUACUGUAUAUCAACAUGCUUCAGAAAAUGCCGUGUCUCAUUUAAGUGAUGACAAAGAUAUUUUAAACAAAGGGCUGGAGUCAACACAGAGAGACGAUUCUGGCAUUUUCCAAAAUGACAGCAUGAAGUCACCACUGCUGCGUGAUGACCCACAGGCCAAGGACUGUGUUGACUUAAUAGAUAAGUUGUUUUCAAAAUUAGAUGAUGAACCACUGAAAGGGCUCCCACACAGCGGUGGGUAUCCGAUAGACAACCACUACACAGAUGGUAUUAUCUCCCAGAUAGCAGAUUGCAAAUACCAGGACUCUGCGGAGAACGAUUUAAAUCGACACUCACGGAGCCUCGCUGAGACAAAUAUUUUGAUCGAGUCUGUAUCUGGCAGCCAGUCAAAGGAUUGCACGUUAAGGCCCGACAACAAAGAUUACACAAGUGUUACAGAGACAGAUAUUGAUCUCUCUGGACUGAAAGGUGGAAAUGACGCUGUGGAAUCUGUGACACCAUCCCGAGUCGACAACAGUGAGUCAAGAUUAUCUAAAGUAUACAGCGUUCAAACUGCUACACUCAGCGGUGAAACCCCGUCAGUAGUCGAGCCAAGCGAUGAUGGGUCUGUGUAUGAUAAAUUGAGGGGUCUGACAUGUCCUUCUUGGGCCGAGGAAGGGGUUGAAAAGGCUGAGGAGAAGCCUGGUCUGGACCACAACGAGCUGGGCCUGAGAAACUUGCACUGCUCCGAUGGCAGCGACGUCAAGAAAGUCACAACAGAGACGGAGAAACAGCUGGCUGCUGCAGAGCUGAGAAACGCCAUGAAGGAAAAGUCACCCCUGAGAGGAGCAGUGAGUCGGACGGACUCUAACAACACGGAUAAAGACUCUUGCGAGGGCCUGAAUGAAAAGACUAAAGAGUUAUGGAGUGCUCUGGAGGAGGAUGAGGGGCAAACGAGAUCCGGAGUCAUCAGGGGAGAGUUUGACUGCCACCGUUUUUCACAGUCAAGAGACUUACGUUUGUGGCCUGAUGAAAAUGACCAGUGGGCCUCUCCAGAGAGGAAAUACCAAGAUAAUGAACUGAGAUCUGAAUUUUUCUCUGGGUUCAGUAAUAAGGCCUGGGAGGUAGGUGAGAGGCUCGUUGUGGGUCAGGAGUUUUGGGAGACUGAAGAAAACGAUGAACUUGCAGGAAGUGAGCCGCACCCUGCUGUCCUGGAGGGCUGCGAAGAAACCUGGAACGAUGAAACGCAAGGACUCGCUGGAAAUCUUGCCAUGAAGGAGAAGUGGAACUCUGCAGGUGGUGAUGACCAACAGACUGUCCAAAUUGUAGAUGUACAACAGGAGGAAAAUAUUGAAAAUCUGGGAGAAAUUGGCGAUUUUAACAAAAGAAAAAUCUCAAAUGUUGAGGUAGAGAAUAAAGAAAUCCCAGAGCAGGAGUCCUUGGAGGAUACAGAAGGGCAGAUUUCGUCAUGCAGACAGACAGGCAGGGACGGGCAAGGUCUGCUAGACUCCACAGAGACGGAGGAAAAUCAAAACUUUAACAGAUGGCCCCAGAAUCACCUCUGCAAGAUCCAAAAAGAGGGACAGACAUCGGCUGUCAACAAAGGCUCAAAUUUAGAGAACUGUUUCAGUCACUCUUUAGAGAAUUCAAACAUAUCUAUUUGCAUCACCGAAGCUCCUCAUGAGAACUUUUCAGAUCUGGAAAACGUUGAGUUGGAGGCUGAAACGAAACCAUGGCUCGCCAGGCAAUAUAUAGAAGAAAGAGAGAGCAUUAUGAGCGAAGAAGAGGAUUUUAGAGACAUGCCACUCCCACCCAAUCCCAUCUCUUGUCCCAGUGACCUUGAUAUGCAGGAGACGGAUCAGUCAUAUCCACAGGUGGACAAUUUCAGCUCCGUAGAUUUUCCAAGUCCUCCACCAAGCAUAGACCUUGAUGUGCAAGAUGAUAAAUUGGAGAGUUUAGACGACUCUUUUCCUAGCCCACCGCCAUCUGUUAUAGAGGCAGAGGAGUUUAUUAGUCACAUUAAUCUAGACGACUUUAUUACUAGCACCGAGACGGAGCAGUAUAUUUCCCCAACUCACAACGCAGAUGUCUCAGAGCCACCUCUGCAAGAAUCACCACCUGCUACAACUCAGAGUAAAGGGAUCUCAGCCAACCUGAACCUCCCCUCUGUGCAUAUAACACUGGCCGAUGAGAGCGACCUUACACCCAGCGCAGAACAACAGGGUGAACAUGAUGAUCUGUGCCAGAAAACACCACCUGCCACCCCAUCUUCACCCCAAGUUCCCCUCAACAAUCUCCCAGAAUUACUGAUUUCUGAGUGGAGAGAUUUGGAGGAGGAGCCCCUGGAGGAUUUUGAAAAACUGGAACAACUGUGCUGCAUAUCUGGGGACGAGGAGGACUCUUUGGGGGACCUUUUUCUGGGUAACCUGGAGCUCCUGGAGUCUUUGAAGAAAUCACCUGAGCAGAAGGGCGGCAGUGUUGGUGACGAUGAUACAGGUGAGGAGGGAUGUGGCUCCUCAGCUCCUGAGGGGAGCAGCGUGGAUUUGAAGGAGGACGGGAUCUCGGAUGACUCUAAUAAGGUGCCAGAGUCCGCACCACAUGUGAUUGAGGACUCUCACAAUGAUGGGCAGAAAACACAGAGCCAAACGUCUGAUGUCAAAGAACAGAGAUCUUUUUCUAAGAUGACAACAAAGAAUGGCCUCAUGAUGCAGGUGUGUGAGGAGAGGCUGCAGUUCUCUCUCAGUGAAAACGUGAAAACAAACGUGCUCUGGGGGUCGACUGUCAAAGACACGGUGAUGCUGCGGCCCUGGGGGGAACAAAUCAUGGAGAACAGCAGUGAGCUGGUCACUGUGGAUGAACAAAAAGAGGAGGAAAGCCAAGAGGAGCAGGAAAAUAUCCCCAGCAUUCAGCCCCACACUGAGUCUGAUGAAACUAAAGCUGAGCCACUCACUGUGAUUGAACAACCUGAGGUCACAACACCUCAACAGACUGCCAACCAGGCAAUGAAAGCAAAACUGGCUCGUCUGUCUCUCGCCCUCCCUCCUCUGGCUCUGACGCUUCCCCUCACCCCCACCGGUAAAGGAUUUGGGGACGGUGCGAUUGGAAAUCGGAUUGGAAGACGGAGAGGUCUGUCCUCAGGAAGCGACCCUGACGAUGAGGAGGAGGACGAGCAGGAGGACGAAAGCUCCCGGAGGGUGAUCGUCGUCACCGAGACAGACGUGGACAAACGUGUCGGGCUGAGGAGUCUGCUAAAGUCCCCCAAGGAGCUGAUGGACAGAGAGAGGGACAGAGGGAGGAAUGUGUCCUUUUUUGAUGAUGUCACAAUCUAUCUUUUCGAUCAGGAAACGCCAACCAAUGAGUUGAGCAGUUCAGCGCCUACAAGUCCGGCCCCAGUGUCCAUCAAAAGCACCAAGUUGGAUUUGCGUGGGUCAAACAUCAAGAGCAAAGAAUCAAAAAGAAAAGAGGAUUUAUCAAUCAAACCAAGGUCGCCUGUGGGGGCCAACCCGGUGACAUCAUCGCGCUUCACUGUCAGCCCUGCCAAUGACCCCCACUUGGUGUGAUGUCACAUGUCACCGUGGGAACCUUUAGAGCUGAACCCUCUCGGACUGGCCUGUGAAUUAACCCCAACAACCAGCCAUUCACCCAGAGGCUAUUUUUUUAUUGAAGAGGCAACUGAAAGAAUGAGACUCCCGUUCGGAAAGCUGGACACAUUCCAGGUUUUACCAGCGACAGGAUUUUGUAUGACAGGGGUUGUUGUGCUCCUGUCUGCCACUAUUUACAGAGUUUAUUCAUAGCCUUCAGCUACAAAAAGGAAGAGGCAGCGUGUGCGCGGAGCAGAGGAGCCUGGAGCUUUGUAAAAUCGGAAACAGAUUCGACAGCUAUGCAGUGGGAGUCUUGCUGUGUACCAGCUUACCUUCUCUUUUUCUUCUUCAUUCUGUUGUAUUAUUCCCCAGAUGUGCGGGGAAUGCACUUUCUUUAGUCAUUCAUCCGUCUAUGUAAACGCUUGGAUCCAGCCCUCUCUUUAUUGAAGAAGUUUUUCAUCGCAGUCAGUCAGUUGUUCUUGUAGGCAGCAGUUUGGAACAGAAAUCGCUCGACUCCUGUAUUUGACAAUACUCAUUUGCAUUUGUACAAAUAUCAUAAUACAAGUGAAAACAAUAUCAUUUUAGAGCUGUUUACUUUUAGAUGUAUUCUUAGAC